UUCCAACCUAAACACGAGUCACAUGAUUCGUUGUUUGCUUUCCAACAUGGCUGCCGUGUGUUUUUUGUUCCCCGCGGCGUUAUGUCUCCUCAGUGGGGCUUUAACGUUCCCUUUAAAUCAGGAAAACAAACGUUCCACCGCCUGUGGAUAUCAGUCAUGUCACCCCACCAACGCCAACAUGUUGAAUGUUCACCUGGUCCCACACACCCACGAUGAUGUCGGCUGGCUCAAGACCGUAGACCAGUACUUUUAUGGAGCUCGUAAUGACAUUCAACAUGCUGGGGUGCAGUACAUCCUGGACUCUGUGGUGGACCAGCUGCUGAAGAACCCGGACAGGAGGUUCAUCUACGUGGAGACGGCCUUCUUCUACCGCUGGUGGAAACAGCAGAGCUCCAGUAUGCAGGAGACGGUCAAACAGUUAGUAAACGAAGGUCGUUUAGAGUUUGUGAACGGCGGCUGGUGCAUGAGCGACGAGGCCACCACUCACUACAGCGCCGUCAUCGACCAGAUGACCAUGGGACUGAGGUUCCUGAAUGAAACCUUCGGUCCUUGUGGACGCCCUCGUGUGGCUUGGCACAUUGACCCUUUCGGUCACGCUCGUGAACACGCUUCAAUGUUUGCACAGGUUAAGUCUUUGAAGGCAGAUGACUUUUUCCCUUAUGCAGACAGCGCUCACGAUUUCUGGACUGGCUAUUUUACCAGUCGACCAGCACUGAAGCGUUAUGAGAGGAUCAGCAACAGCAACCUGCAGACGGGUACCCAGCGGGAGGUGCUCGGCGGCCCCGCCUCCAGGAGCGGACCGUUUGGAAAAGGCGACAGUCAGACACUCAAGAAAGCCAUGGCCGUGGCUCAGCAUCACGACGCUGUGUCCGGGACAGAGAAACAACACGUGGCCAACGACUACGCCAGAAGAUUGGCUAAAGGCUGGGACAACUGUCAGGUUCUGGUCAGUAACAGUCUGGCUGCUCUGAGCGGGUCAUCGUCCGAGCGCAGCUACUGCGACAACCUCAACAUCAGUGUGUGUCCAAUCACCGAGUCCAGCAAAAAGUUCUCAGUCAGCGUGUACAACCCUCUGGCCCGGCCCGUCACCUGGCCCGUCAGGCUGCCUGUAAACGGGAGUGCGUACGUCAUCUCUGACGCUAGUGGCAAAGCUGUGGACUGUCAGAUUGUUCCCGUGUCCAAAGCCACUCAGGACGUGAGGAGGAGUCGAGGCUUUGCUGUCAACGAGCUGGUGUUCCAGGUCCAGGCUCCUCCUCUGGGCUUCAGCACCUACUCUGUGUCCCUGCUGCAGGACGGGCCUCCGAGGACGGCGGUCCAGCACGACGCCCCGACUGUGAUCCAGAACAAGUACCUGCGGGUGACCUUUGACCCAGAAACUGGCCUCUUAAGUAGCCUCAGCAACUUGGAGACCAAACAGAGCAUCAAGCUGAGACAGAAUUUCUACUGGUACAACGCCAGUGACGGCAACAACUCUGACAGUAUCCAGCCGUCAGGAGCCUAUAUCUUCAGACCCAACUCGUCCACACCGUUCACCGUCAGCCCCAGAGCCAAGACGGAGACGCUGCAGACGUCCGUGGUGCAGGAGGUGCGGCAGUGGUUCUCGCCCUGGAUUUCUCAGGUGGUUCGUCUCUACGCCGACAGCAGGGCUCUGGAGCUGGAGUGGACCGUGGGACCGCUGCCCAUCAGUGACAGCCAAGGGAAGGAGGUGAUCACCCGUCUGGACACCAGCAUUAAAACCUCUGAGUUUUUCUACACGGACUCCAACGGCAGAGAAGUUCUGCAGAGAAGAACAAACUUCAGACCCACGUGGAACCUGAGACAGUCGGAGCCCAUCGCCGGAAACUACUACCCGGUCAACUCUCGUGCUUUUAUUAAGGACGACGAGGAUCAGCUCACGGUGGUGACUGAUCGCUCUCAGGGAGGAGGAAGCAUCCACAACGGCUCUUUGGAACUCAUGCUCCAUCGGCGUCUUUUGUACGAUGAUGUGCGUGGCGUGGCGGAGCCUCUCAACGAGACCUCGGAAAUCUUCCCCGAGGGCCUGGUAGUCCGUGGUCGCCUCCUGCUACUGCUCGACCGCCCUUCUGUUGCUGCGGAUGCUCAUCGCCCCCUGGCACAGGAGGUGGUACUGCAGCCUCUGCUAACAUUUAUGAAAGGAGAGCUGAGCCCCGGCACCAGACUGGAGUUCUCAGGUCUUCAGGCUGCACUGCCCCCUGCUGUCCACCUCCUGACACUGACACAGUGGGAUGCUGAUUCGGUGCUGCUGAGACUGGAGCAUCAGUUCCAGAGCUGGGAGAGUAAAGUGCACUCACAGCCAGUGACUGUCAACCUGCAGAAGCUGUUUUCAACUCUGGAGGUGCUGGGCAUGUCUGAGCUGAACCUGUCGGCCAAUCAGUGGAAAGAUGAGAUGAUACGUUUGGCUUGGAGCCCACAGUCAGAGGAGGGGCCUCCACUGCUGAAGUCAUUCCAAGAUCCCUCCACCUGGGAGGUGACCCUAAGACCCAUGGAGAUCAGGACGUUCCUGCUCAGAGUCAGCCUCAGAUAAAUAAGUUCAUCUUAAAAAAGAAAGUCGUCCUGGUCGAUAUGAAGAAACCAAACGAGGACGGUCGUUUGUUCCACUUGAAGAAAUCAUCUGUCUGCCUUCACACGCCACAAAGUCGGAUCUUUACUCUUUUCUCUGAAGCUGGAUUUUAUUGCAGUCAUUUAUCUCAGGAUUUUUGGUCCAAAUUCUACAACUUGUGUCAGAGUGAUAAUUCUGGGUGCUCUCAUAUACUUCAACUUUUGUCUGUAGUACUCGGAACUUUUUUUUUUUUUCUUGAUCACAGUGGCUGCCUAUAUUUUUCAUCUUCUAUUGUACAAUUCACAAGAAGCACAAUGCACAUUUCCAAAAAGUAUUUUCAUUGUUCUAAAAUUCUCAUGUUUAGAUUUUCUUUAAAAUCUUUUUUUUAUAUAUAUAUAUAAACAACCGUGCCUGGACUUUCGUGCUGGUUUGAAGAGUUUUGGAGGAGGACGUUGAGACGUGGUUUGUCACGAUCGUCUCUUACAAAGUUUAGAUCGGGUUUCUUCCUGUAUCACUGCACACGGUCCCAGGUGAGUGCAAUAAGAAAAUCAUUUUCUACUAAUGCCAAUGUGACAAACGCUUUUUGUACUGAUUGUGCAGCGUCUCCAAAUUAAAACUCGUGAUUCGUAA
Cynoglossus semilaevis (tongue sole) is the source of this 3187-nucleotide messenger RNA. It is a transcript of the gene man2b1, whose product is annotated as mannosidase, alpha, class 2B, member 1. Bases 23 to 2542 code for a protein of 839 amino acids. Lineage: Eukaryota; Metazoa; Chordata; Actinopteri; Pleuronectiformes; Cynoglossidae. Gene Ontology annotation, biological process: mannose metabolic process. Gene Ontology annotation, cellular component: lysosome. Gene Ontology annotation, molecular function: alpha-mannosidase activity; carbohydrate binding. The record is from RefSeq and is a predicted model, not a curated record. The transcript has 21 exons.